Musca vetustissima is the source of this 873-nucleotide messenger RNA. Its product is annotated as ceramide synthase 6-like. Gene Ontology annotation, molecular function: sphingosine N-acyltransferase activity; DNA binding. The transcript has 5 exons. The record is from RefSeq and is a predicted model, not a curated record. Gene Ontology annotation, biological process: ceramide biosynthetic process. Lineage: Eukaryota; Metazoa; Arthropoda; Insecta; Diptera; Muscidae. Bases 1 to 870 code for a protein of 289 amino acids. Gene Ontology annotation, cellular component: membrane.
AUGGAGGUCUUUAGAAAAUUCAGUGAUUCUUUUUGGUCGCCCAAUGUUUGGCUUCCACCAAAUGUUACAUGGGCGGAUAUUGCUCCCGGCUCACGGCCUGACGUCCAGCAUGCGAAUUAUAAGGAUCUUAUAUGGCCUUUACCUUUGGCCGGAGUUAUCAUGCUAAUACGAUAUUCUGUGGAAAGAUUCUGGGUAUCACCAGUCGGCGUAUCUCUCGGCAUCAAAAGUACCAGACCAAAAAAGGCAGCAAAUAUUCCAGCACUGGAGAGUGCAUAUUCCAAAUCAAGUCGACUAGAUCAUAAAAAGAUUUUAUCAUUAGCAAAGCACAUAGACAUGACUGAGCGUCAGAUCGAACGUUGGUGGCGUUUAAGACGAGCGCAAGACAAGCCAUCUACAUUGACAAAAUUUUGUGAAAAUACUUGGAGAUGUAUAUAUUAUACAUAUAGCUUUAUAUUUGGAAUCAUAGUUUUAUGGGAUAAGCCCUGGUUUUGGGAUGUUAAGAACUGUUGGUAUGGAUAUCCACAUCAGUCUGUUUCAGGUGAUAUCUGGUGGUAUUACAUGAUUUCAAUGGCUUUCUAUUGGUCCUUAACGGUGACUCAAUUUUUCGACGUAAAGCGAAAAGACUUUUGGCAAAUGUUCGUUCAUCACAUGGUAACAUUACUUUUGAUGUCCUUAAGCUGGAUUUGCAAUUUGCACCGAGUUGGAUCUUUGGUUCUAGUUAUUCAUGACUGUGCUGACAUUUUCCUAGAAGCUGCUAAAUUGACGAAGUAUGCAAAUUAUCAAAAAAUAUGUGAUAUAAUUUUUGCAAUUUUUACCGUUGUGUGGAUAGUGACACGACUGGGCUUCUACCCUCGCAUAAUUUACAGGUAACAU